This is a messenger RNA of Chenopodium quinoa (quinoa), 2038 nucleotides long. RefSeq lists its product as uncharacterized. The transcript has 5 exons. Lineage: Eukaryota; Viridiplantae; Streptophyta; Magnoliopsida; Caryophyllales; Amaranthaceae. The record is from RefSeq and is a predicted model, not a curated record. The coding region runs from base 794 to 2038 and encodes 414 amino acids.
UUUGUCGAAUUUACCACCUCCAAAAAAAAACAUUUACUUUACCACCUCAUAAAAAAAUUAAACAUCAGUUUUACCACCUCAUCUGAGCUCAAGUGACGGAAAACGCUUGUGGGGCCCAGUUAACUGUCACUUCCCUCCAAUUUAAUUCUUUUAAAAUCGAUUUCCCUCUGUCUCCUCCUUUUCUCACCUUCCACCUUCCAUAAUCAAUGUCUCACCAAAUUUCUCACUUCCUCAUCAAUUUUCGUCUCUCUUUCCUUUGAUUUUUCUUGAUUCUCACUAUAACUGCUUCUCUCUCCUUUGAAUUUUCUCUUUCUCUCUGUAAAAACUGAAACCCUAGAUCAAUUUGGGUGGUUGAAAUCGAGCUGGAACCACAAAAUUGCAACACAUCAGCUUCUCUUGUCAUCUUCCACAGGGUGAGGGGACCAAAAGCUUGGUAAUUUGCUGACAGAAAUCGAGAUUCCUGACUACAAGAGAAUGGACACAGUGGACUUAAAAAUUACAGUAGGGGGUGCCUUUAUACCUUCUUUAGCUGGUAAAAAUAGGAGGGUGUUAACUUGGGAUGGUGGGUGGGUUUAUUGGAUGAGAAAGGUGGAAAAAAAUAAGAUAGAUGUACACUUUUUGAGGCAAGCAGCUAUACAUGGGUUUGUGUAUGUGAAUGUGAAGGUUCCUAGGGGGUUUAGUUGCUGGUAUAAACAAAAGGGCAAGUCUUGGGUGAAUGGUAAAAGGGAGCUUGUUGAUGGUGAGGUGAAUGGUUUCCUAGAGUCGGUGAACAAAGAGGGGGCAUGUGAGAUGUAUGUUACCAGUCAUGAGCCAAUUGAAGGGACUAAGGCUUGUGAAAUCAGAGGCUUGGCAAAUUAAGACACUAAGGCUGAAGCAUAGGUGUGUUAGGAGUAAAAUGAACAACAAGGUGACAGCAGAGUUCCUUGCUGACAGGUACUUGGAGGAGUUCAAGGGCAACCCCGGAUGGAAGAUUAAACAGAUUCAGGACAGGGCCUUGAAUGACUUGGGGAUCAAAAUUACAUACUCCAAGGCUUGGUUGGCUAGAAGCAGGGCAAAGCUUAUAAUAUAUGGGUCUUCAUCAGAGCAAUACUCAAAGGUUUGGGACUAUGGGAAGGCACUGCUGAAAUGGAACCCAGGGAGUGAGUGUAAUGUGGUGGUGGAUGAUAUUAAUCAAAUUGAAAGACCAAUUUUUAUGAGGAUGUUUGUGUGCUUAGCUGCACUUAGGGAUGGAUUCAUUUCUGGUUGCAGACCAGUAAUUGGGGUGGAUGGGUGCCAUCUAAAAGGGGCAUACCCUGGGCAGAUCUUGGUUGCAGUUGGAAAAGAUGGCAAUAAUUCCAUCUUCCCAAUUGCUUGGGCAACUGCAGAGAUUGAGAACAAGGACAGCUGGUGCUGGUUUCUAGAGAGCUUGCUCAAGGCACUUUGUGUGUAUGACCAAGGAGAUGGCUUGACUUUUAUGUCUGACAGACAGAAAGGUCUCAUAGAAGCAUUUGCAGAUGUGGCCCCCAAAGCUGAGCUCAGAUUUUGUGUGAGGCAUAUUUGGUCAAAUUUCAAACUGAAAUUUCAUGGUGCAACUUUCAAGGAAUUGUUCUGGGCUGCUGCUAGGGCAAGCACUCUGUUUGAGUUUGAAGUUGCUAUGGAAAGUAUCAAUUUUUUGGAUGAAGAAGCAUACCAGUGGUUGUCAAACAUUGACCCCCAGCACUGGUCAAGGCAUGCUUUCUCUACAAACUGCAAGUCUAACAUGUUGUUAAACAACAUGUGUGAGACAUUUAAUGCAGUGAUUAGAGAUGCCAGAGACAAGCCUAUUCUAACUCAAAUGGAAUGGCUUAGAAGAUAUAUGAUGAAGAGGAGUAAUGACAAAUGGGAGGCAGCAAAGUCUUGGGAAGGUUUACUAACCCCAUUUGUCAACAAAGUCUUUGAUGGGUUGGAGAAGUAUGCCAUGACAUGUGAGGUUACAGCUUCAAGGGAUGAAAUUUAUGAGAUGAAAUACAAGGAUGACCAGUGCAUUGAAUACCUUGUGUCCAUGCAUUUGCUUGCAUAA